Messenger RNA from Oppia nitens, 1381 nucleotides. It is a transcript of the gene Hibch, whose product is annotated as 3-hydroxyisobutyryl-CoA hydrolase, mitochondrial-like. The record is from RefSeq and is a predicted model, not a curated record. NCBI's taxonomy places the organism in Eukaryota, Metazoa, Arthropoda, Arachnida, Sarcoptiformes, Oppiidae. Gene Ontology annotation, biological process: L-valine catabolic process. Gene Ontology annotation, molecular function: 3-hydroxyisobutyryl-CoA hydrolase activity. Gene Ontology annotation, cellular component: mitochondrion. The transcript is spliced from 4 exons. Bases 108 to 1355 code for a protein of 415 amino acids.
AACAAUCAAAACAAUAAUAAAUAAUAUUUUAUUUUUUUGGUGUUAUUAUUAUCAGUCAAAUUGAAAUUCAAUUGAUAUUAUAAUUACCGAAAAUAAUUGAUCCAUUGAUGAGGUAUUAUCACUGUAUCGGUCGUACAGUUUGUGUACGACUACUCUAUCAGCGAUCAUCGGUGGCCACAAUCGGCGGCGGCARCGGCGGCGGUGGCGGCUAUCGGAAAAUGUCGACAACAUCAUCGGCUAUGGCAUCGGCGGCGGCCAACAGUGGUGGCGGUGAUGGCRAUGAUGUGAUACUAACCCGUACGGGCAAUAAUAAGGGUAUAAUUGCUAUGAAUCGGCCAAAAGCGUUGAACUCGUUAAGCUUGCCGAUGGUCAAGAAAAUCUAUCCGCAACUGAGGACAUGGGAAAUGGAUAAUUCAAUGAAACUGAUUAUAAUGAAGGCAUCGCCGGCGGCCGCAGCCAAGGCCUUCUGUGCCGGCGGUGAUGUCAAAGCCAUUGCUGAGUCGGGAAAGGGUUCUCCGCUAAGCAACGAGUUUUUUCGUGAAGAAUAUCGACUAAACAAUCUGAUCGGUUCCCUAUCGAUACCGUAUGUCUCGCUAAUCGACGGUAUAUGUAUGGGAGGCGGUGUCGGUAUAUCAGUUCACGGACCGUUUCGAGUGGUCACCGAAAAAGCAUUGUUUGCAAUGCCCGAAACGGCAAUCGGGUUUUUUCCCGAUGUCGGUGCCAGUCAUUUCCUGCCCCGAUUGCCCGGCAAAUUGGGACUCUAUUUGGGUCUAACUGGUCAUCGAUUGCAGGGCCGCGAUAUUGUCAAAGCYGGSGUUGGGACACAUUUCGUGCCAAGCGAUCGACUGAACGACUUAGAGGAAGAACUACUCAGACUGGAAAAACCCGAUAUACUGGCCAUCGAUAAGAUAUUAAGCAAAUAUCAGGAACAAUGGGAAUUGGAUUAUAAGAAAGAGUUUUCAUUGAAACAACAUAUCGGACGCAUUAACAGUUCGUUUGGUGGCCAAUCGGUUGAAGAGAUUGUCGAUAAUUUGAAAAAAGACGGCUCUGAAUGGUCACAGAAACAGUUGGAACUGUUGAAACUGAUGUCGCCGUUAAGUUUGAAGGUUACCUACGAGGAGCUGAAACGUGGUACUGAUGCCACACUACCCGAGUGUCUCAAAAUGGAGUUCCGUAUCUCACAGCACUUUAUGCAAAGAAAUGAUGAUUUUUUCAACGGUGUCACAUCAUUACUGAUAGAUAAAUCAAAAGCGCCAGUAGUUUGGAAACACCGGACACUUGAAGAGAUUACCGACUCGGAAGUGCAAUCAUAUUUUGAGCCGCUGUCCAACAACAUCAAGGAAUUAGAGCUUUAGAUGGGGGUUAGUUUGGUUAGACAGGG